UGUACAAAUUAUUACUUUCCAAUAAGAACUUUCAAUCUAGAACUUUUGGCAACAAGCUUCCAAUUUAUACAAAAUUUAGAAACAUUUUAUCAUUUCAAAUAAGCAAACGUAGUUGAAUUUUAAUUUAUUUAUUUAUUUAAUAUUAUUAAAACAACACCAUAAAACCAUAAUGCCUGAAUUAGAGGAAAUCAUUCUUGAGACUCCUAGCAGUAGUGGCGAAUCUGAAAAACGUUCCGAAUCAUGCACACGAAAAAAAAGGAAAACAACAAAACUUGGAUCAACCAAUUCUGGUUCUCAAAUUCCUCGAUCUAACUCUAUUCAUCGUGGUGCAGAAUUUAAAAAGCCAAUCGCAGUUGUAGAAAAAUUCCAGGAUUCUUCAAAAUCUCUUCAUCCAUAUCGUUUAAAGAAAUCUUUUUCCCAAAUGGAUAUGAAAAUGUCAAAGAACAACACCAACUACAACAACACAAGCCAAUACCAUUCUAACUUCUUCCAUCAUCAGGAUAAUUAUAACAACUAUGGAACUGUAGCUCUGCCAAAACCUGUACUGAAGUCAAAAACCACUGAUUCCAAUAAGACAGACUUUUGUCCAUCUAAGGAUUCUAGUCUUUUAUAUUUGGUAAAUGAGCCGGAGUGUGGUGAAUUUGGCCCUAAACUAGCGGGAAUGAAAAUAUUUGCAACAAUCAUGUUGAAUUCAUGGCGAAACAGAAGAGACGAAGUAAGACGUUUAAAGGAGGAAUUGGAACAGCUUCAAAAAAAGGUCAUCAAAGUGAAAAACCAAGUGCACGUCUUAAGUUCAGUCUUUCGGAAUGAACAGAAACAAAAUGAAAAGCUCAAUCGACAACUUCGUCAUGCCUCUCAAGACAUCCAAAGACUUAAAUCGACCGUAGAAAACCUAACAACAUCCCUCAUAAGUGCAAAAGCUGAUGCUUCGUUUUUUGAGCAACAACUUCAUGCAAAGGAACAAGAAAACGAUUCUCUCAACAAUGGGAUUGUAGAAAUCAAUAGCCAAUUAUUCAAGUCAAUGACUCAGGUACGCCAGCUGCAAUCGAGUUUGUCUUGUGAGCAAAGAAGUGUCCAGGAGCUAGAGAACCAAAAAAACGAACUUUUAAAUGAGAUAGCUUUGGCUGAAAUGAAGUGGAAAACCCAGGAAGAACAAUUAAUGGUGGAAAUCUAUGAAAAGGAUGCAGAAAUUGCCAAAGCUCAUUCCGAUAUCAAGAUUCUGGAAACAUUAUUGAACGACCUAAAAGAAAAAGAAUUCCAAGUUCGUGACUUAAAGAAAUCCGAACUUAAGCUCAAGAAUGAAAUUGAAACACUUAAAAUGGAAGCACGUGAUUUGAGGCAAGAAUUGAGUAAAUGUUUAAGUGCUCGGAUGAAACGUUUCUGGACCAAUUAUAUGGAUCUUAAUCGAAACACCAUUCUAUUAAUUCAUCUUGGAGCAUUCUAUUUGCUUCCGGCAAUCCCACCUCCAAAGUCUCUAAAGUUGCCAUUUUCUGUCAGUUUGGAUAAGGUUAUGAGUGUGAUUCGGUCUUAGAGGAAAAGAACACUUUUUUGUCUACAGACUCUUACAUAUAUUAUUUCUCUAUAUUUGUUUAUCUUAUAUUUAUGAAAUACAACAAUAAUAUUUCUUUAUUUUAA
Molecule: messenger RNA, 1635 nt
Organism: Eupeodes corollae
Lineage: Eukaryota; Metazoa; Arthropoda; Insecta; Diptera; Syrphidae
Product: kinesin-like protein KIF20B
Exons: 5
Coding region: 170-1531 (453 amino acids)
Source: RefSeq, a predicted model, not a curated record